UACGACAUCGUCAACAUCACCUGGGCCCUGGAGGCCGAGCCCUACAUCCCCAAGCACAACUACAUCGGUACCAUUCAGGAGGUUGUUGGUCACAUCAAUGACAACUACCCCAACUACACCUGGCCCGACGUUGAUCUUACCUACCUCUCUGGCAACACCAUGGACACCUCUGUCGCGGAGCUCUCCGAGCCCUCCGAGCGUGGUAUCGUUCACUGCUGGCGCUUCAACAUGACCACCACCUCGGCCGCCUGGGAGGGUAUCGCCUACCUCAACAGCAUCCCUGGCAAGCCCUCCAACGGCCCUGGACCCGGUGCUUGCGGCCGAGUCUCUUGUGCUGACGACGCUGGCAUCUGGUGGUGCAAUGACGUGAGUAACAAGCCAGCACUGAGACUCUCCUCCUGUCUUCUGCAGCACCUAAAAUCUCGAGCCGAGCUAAUAUCUGCCCUAUUCUCUAUCUCUAGAACCCCGACACCACCAUGA
Cryphonectria parasitica EP155 is the source of this 480-nucleotide messenger RNA. RefSeq lists its product as uncharacterized. The transcript has a single exon. The record is from RefSeq and is a predicted model, not a curated record. Lineage: Eukaryota; Fungi; Ascomycota; Sordariomycetes; Diaporthales; Cryphonectriaceae. The annotation marks the transcript as partial.